Messenger RNA from Malassezia vespertilionis, 1353 nucleotides. RefSeq names its product RNA polymerase II transcription factor B 52 kDa subunit (gene TFB2). Gene Ontology annotation, molecular function: double-stranded DNA binding; ATPase activator activity. The coding region runs from base 1 to 1353 and encodes 450 amino acids. Gene Ontology annotation, cellular component: transcription factor TFIIH core complex; transcription factor TFIIH holo complex. The transcript has 3 exons. Lineage: Eukaryota; Fungi; Basidiomycota; Malasseziomycetes; Malasseziales; Malasseziaceae. Gene Ontology annotation, biological process: nucleotide-excision repair. The record is from RefSeq and is a predicted model, not a curated record.
AUGAACGCAGGGGAGCUGCCGAUUGAAGUUUUUCUCAAGGCACAGCCGCGCUCGGUGCUCAAUAGACUGUAUGAGAAGCCAGCGAGCUGCUUGGCCGUGUUCCGACUGCUGCCGAUGGUAGCGCGGCAGGUUAUUAUGGACAUGCUUUUUCUUGACGGCCCACUCGCCAUUCGCGACUGUCUGCGCCUGUUUCGCCAGGAGAGCGCAGGCGAAUAUACUGUGCCUGUUCAGCGCAUGGAACAUUUAUCCAUCAUCAUGACGCGCGACGGCGACUUGUACAUGAACGACAUCUUCAAGAAAGGCAUUACUGGCGCGCUUAAUGGCAGCGGCGAUUGUGCAUCUUUUGGCACGCCAUGCACGCCAUCCAAAAGCGACCGCGAGAAAACCAGCGUCGAAUUCUUGGACGAGUAUGCGCGGAAGCAGUGGGAGACGAUCCUUUACUUUAUGGUCGGCAGCGAGCAAACACCGGCGCCGCGCAACACGGUGCUCUUUUUGCUGCAACGUGCAGGUCUUAUGCAACGCGAUUCCGAUACCAUGCAACUGAGUAUAACGUCGGCAGGGUUCCAGUUCCUGCUACAGGACAUCAAUUCCCAGCUCUGGGUCCUCCUGCUGCAGUACUUGCGCAUGACCGAAGAGCGGAACAUGGACCUGGUCGAGGUGCUUGCGUUCUUCUUUACGGUGGGCGGUCUUGAAGUAGGUCGUGCGUACGAAGCCAAAGGCUUCUCCCUUACACAGCUGCAGACGCUCGAAGAGCUCAGCGACUAUGGGCUCGUGUACAGGCCGUCCAAAGCUGCGAAAUACUUUUUUCCGACGCGGCUAGCGGCAACACUUACAUCCACCGCAUCUCCUUUGCUUUCUUCGCUUGGCGCGCAGGAAGCACAAGGCUAUGUCAUUCUUGAAACCAACUACCGCAUCUAUGCGUAUACCUCCAAUCUUUUGCGCAUUGCGAUUCUGAAUCUCUUCAUCACGCUCAAGAGCCGCCUACCGAACCUGGUUGUUGGCCAGCUGACGCGUGAUAGCGUCAAAGCGGCGCUAAAAAAGGGAAUCACUGCCGCUCAAGUAAUUGCGUACCUGAGCCACCAUGCACACCCCCAAAUGUACAAAAACGACCCGCUUCUGCCCGCGACCGUUUCGGACCAAAUCCGGCUGUGGGAGCGCGAAAAGAAUCGUGUGGCUACGAGUGUGGGGAAUUUAUAUGCCGAGUUUACGUCGAGUCAAGAUUAUGAACAGGUGCGCGAUUACGCACAGAGCCUUGGCGUGCUGCAAUGGUCCAGCGAUGCAAAGCGCAUGUUUUUCGUCGCCGCCGAGGGACAUGAAAACGUGCGCGAGUUUAUACAGCGGCGCCGCGUGUAA